UAACAACGACGCACCAGGGGUAAAACCGCCAACUAAAACCAACAAAAAAACAAACCCACACUAUUACUCUUCCACUAGCCAGUGUCUGUGUCAGGUCUGUGUUUAGGUGCUUUCCUCAACUCCUCCCUCCGACCAAAGAUCCGAGCUGUUUGGGAAACCCUAACCCUAAAAUCCCACAUACGAACCGCAAAGUUUCGCCUCGUCAAGCUGUCACAAUCGCUUUCAGGCUCCUAGUCUGAGUAUUUCCGGUGUUUGUAUCAAAGUCAAAUGGACUACAGCUCUGAAGAGUCAGAUAUUAGUGAAUCUGAGAUCAAUGACUACGUAGAGAAACCAUAUGAACAGCUGAGGGCUGGAAAGUACAAAGUUAAAGAUCUCAACGGCACGCUCAGAUGUCCCUUCUGUGCUGGAAAGAAGAAACAAGAUUAUAAGUACAAGGAUUUGCUUCAACAUGCUUCUGGAGUGGGUAAAGGUUCUGCUAACAGGAGUGCAAAACAAAAGGCAAACCACCUUGCCUUGGCAAAGUACUUGGAGAAUGAACUAGCAAGUGAAGUGGAUCAAACCCAAUGUCCAAUUUUACCAAUACCUGUCACUCAGCCUCCAAAGCAAGAUGAUCUUUAUGUGUGGCCUUGGAUGGGCAUCAUUGUUAACAUAGUGUGCAACCAAAGGGAUAGAGAAACUUUUCAUGGUUCUGAAUAUUGGUUGAAAAGGUUCAGUAAAUUUAAACCAUUGGAAGUUAAUAUUUUCUCUGAUGAAAAUGACCUAAAUGCACAAGCUAUAGUGAAAUUUAAUAAUGAUUGGAACGGUUUCAUGAAUGCAACUGAAUUUGAGAAAUCGUUCGAAACUGAGCAUUGUAGCAAGAAGGAUUGGAAUGAACGUAAAACACAUCUUGGCUCUAAUACAUAUGGGUGGUGUGCACGUGCUGAUGAUUAUGAUGCAGAAGGUCCAAUAGGGGAUUUCCUUCGCAAUAAAGGGCAGUUAAGAACUGUAUCUGACAUUGUCAAGGAAGCAGCUCAGACCAGAAACAAUGUUGUGGCAAAUCUAGCCAAUGAAAUCGAUAUUACGAAUGAAAAUCUCAAUGAACUACAGUACAAGUACAAUGAAAAGACCAUGUCCUUAAGUAGGAUGCUCUUGGAAAAAGACAAGCUACACUCUGUUUUUCUUGCAGAAAUAAGGAAGAUGCAGCGGCUUUCACGUGAUAAUGUUCGAAGGAUAUUUGAUGAACAUGAAAAACUAAAUCACGAAUUGGAGACUAAGAAAAAGAAACUUGAUUCCUGGAGCAAACAACUGAACAAGCGUGAAGCACUAACUGAGCGUGAGAGACAAAAGCUUGAUGAGGAUAAGCAAAAGCAUGAUGUGAGGAACAAUUCACUUCAAUUGGCAUCCAUGGAGCAGAAAAAGGCCGAUGAGAAUGUCUUAAGGCUGGUUGAAGAGCAAAAGAGGGAGAAAGAGGAGGCCAUUAGUAAGAUACUUCAGUUGGAAAAGCAGCUGGAUGCUAAACAGAAAUUGGAAAUGGAAAUUGAAGAAAUCAAAGGGAAACUACAGGUGAUGAAGCAUCUUGAAAAUGAAGAUGAUACAUCAGUUCGGAAGAAGAUGGAAGAAAUGAACGAAACAUUGCAAGAAAAAGUUGAUGAUCUAAACGACAUGGAAGAAAUGAAUAAUGUUCUUAUUGCUAAAGAGCGAUCUAGCAAUGAUGAGCUACAAGAAGCUCGCAAACAAUUCAUUGCAGGUUUGACGGAGAUGAUGCUGGGCGGUCGCACUAAUAUUGGAAUAAAGAGAAUGGGAGAAAUUGAUUCGAAGCCGUUUCAGAAUACAUGCAAGCAGCGAUUUCCCCUUGAGGAAGCAAAUGUGCAGGCCUCGACACUAUGCUCCUUGUGGCAGGAGAAUUUGAAGGAUCCAAAUUGGCAUCCUUUUAGAAUUGUUGAUAUCGAUGGUAAUACCCAGGAAAUAGUAAAUGAAGAAGAUGAGAAGCUACGAAGUCUCAAACAGGAGUGGGGGGAAGGGAUAUACAUGACUGUCAUUACAGCAUUGAAAGAGAUAAACGAGUAUAAUCCAAGUGGCCGUUACAUUGUUUCUGAGCUCUGGAACUUCAAAGAAGAAAGGAAAGCCACAUUAAAGGAGGUCAUCAGUUACAUCUUGAAGAAUAUCAACACACUUAAGCGCAAGAGACAGUGAGGCAGAGGUGAUAUGGGUGAUUUUGAGGCUUUGGCUCAUAUUCUUUGGGAGCUUCUUACAAGGCUACUACUAUUUGGAAUGACAUUAUUGAGAAAAUGAAACAUCGUUUGGUAGGAUGAAAGAGGCUUUAUCUGUCCAAGAGAGGCAAGUCGACUUUGUUAAAAAUUCUUUCUUUCUAAUUUGCCGACGUAUUACGUCUCUCUUCUCUAUUCCUGUACAUGUGGCUAAUAGGCUUGAAACACUUUUGAGGGAUAUUUAUGGGGUGGACUUGGUGAUGAGUUUAAAUUCCAUUUAGUGAAUUGGUUGGAAUUUUGUACUCCAAUAAAAUUAGGAGGAUUGGUGGUGAUAAAAAAUCUGAUUUAAUUUCACCGAGCUCUUUUGAGAAAGUGGUCAUGGCGGUAUGCUACGGAGAUGUAAGUUUUGUAGAGAUUGGUGGUGGAAACUAAGUAUGAUAGUUUGAGGGGAUGUUGGGUAAGGAGGUUGUGGGGCCCUUCGGAGUGGGGAGUGUGGAAGUAUAUAAAGAGGGGAUGGGAAGCUAUCUUUAGAUUUGUUAGAUAUGAGGUAGAAGAUGAGUCCAAGCUGAGGUUUUGGCGUGAUUUAUGGUGUGGGGAACAACCCUUGAAGAUUUCUUAUCUAGACUUAUUUAGUAUUGCAUGUAGUAAGGGUGCGUAGGUGGCGGAUUAUGUGCAAUUCCAAAAUGAAAACCUUCAAUGGAAUAGAUUCUUUACCAGACGAGUGCAUGAUUGGGAGGUGGAAGCGGUCUCUUAUUUCUUUGAGUUGUAUUUUCACAUAGUAAGGCAAGGAAGAGAUGAUAGAAUUUGUUGGAUCCCUUCCAAAAUGAGAAAGUUUGAAGUGAAGUCCUAUUAUCAUGUGUUAUCCAUUCCUGCUCCAAAUGGCAAUGGACUCGCCGAUCAAUCAGUAAUGAAACAGAGGGAUUCGAACCCUCGAUAGUUCAUUUCUUCUUCUUUUUUUCUUUUAUUGUUAUUUAUUAUUAUUAUUAUUAUUAACUAUGCUGGUUUUCAAGACCAGAGCUAUCGACCACUUGGCCACCUCUCCUAGGAAGAGUAUUUGAAAGAGUAAAGGCUCCUUCGAGUGACGUUCUUAGUGUGGAUGGCGUAUUUGUAUCCAAACCAUUCUCCUCAGCCGCUUGAAUGGAAUAUUUGAUGCAUUGUACUUUGAAAUUAGAGGUUAAAUACUCAAUUAUACCUUAAUUCCGACAGAUUGUAGUUGAUUCAUGAAUCAUUUAGUUGAGGAAAGCCCUAAAUUCGGAUUUUGAUAGGGUCUGUGUUCAUAGUAUUUCAUUAAGUUUUACCUCAGCGUCAAUCUACACAAAUCACCAAGCAGACAGACUUGAUAUUUGGGGUAAAAUGAUGAGUCAUUUCUACUAUCUGUAACACCUACAAUUACUUUCUAACAUCAUAUUUGAAAAGCUCGUAUGUUCCAUACAUCAAGCAUCUAAUUUGAUGGUUAUGAAGUUU
Molecule: messenger RNA, 3650 nt
Organism: Alnus glutinosa
Lineage: Eukaryota; Viridiplantae; Streptophyta; Magnoliopsida; Fagales; Betulaceae
Product: factor of DNA methylation 1-like
Exons: 8
Coding region: 268-2172 (634 amino acids)
Biological process (GO): gene silencing by siRNA-directed DNA methylation
Source: RefSeq, a predicted model, not a curated record